Molecule: messenger RNA, 1393 nt
Organism: Lineus longissimus
Lineage: Eukaryota; Metazoa; Nemertea; Pilidiophora; Heteronemertea; Lineidae
Product: homeobox protein Hox-A6-like
Exons: 4
Coding region: 557-1393 (278 amino acids)
Biological process (GO): positive regulation of transcription by RNA polymerase II
Cellular component (GO): nucleus
Molecular function (GO): RNA polymerase II cis-regulatory region sequence-specific DNA binding; DNA-binding transcription factor activity, RNA polymerase II-specific
Source: RefSeq, a predicted model, not a curated record
UUAGUGCUUACUCUGUUUGACGUACUGCAUAGAGGAUAUGCACCUAAAUUUUAGUUUUUAAACCUCUCUAUAUCAGAAAAAAACAUUAGCAACUGAACACUAUUUUGGCAAAAUCUACAAUGAGGUUCGCAAGUACCCUUCAGCCUCAGAUGAUGGUCUGAUGUUGCGUUCUGUUCCAUAGUUCACAGAACCCAGUUGGUUGUCUAUUGCCACGUGCACCUGUCAAUCAAUUAAGGAACUGGCCAAUAAGCGUCGAGUACUCUCCAUCCCAAUUACUAGAAUGUCUGGAUUGAUUACUUGAGCAGGUUCGAGUUGCUUGAUCUGUCAGAAGAUGAGAAAAGCCCAGGUUGAUAUAUGCGAGGAUUUUAACUCUGAGAUUCACCAGAAGUUGAUGAGCUUUUUGGUCUGGAGAUUAUUUUGAAUUUGAUUAUCAGUAUAAUUAUCGUCAUCAUCAUCAUCAUCAACAUUACUGUUGCGUCUUUGAUUGAGCUCUUUUGUGACGUCUAGGCGUCAGACGAGGAGUAGAAAACCCACCUUCGACGGUCACGCUAUACCAAUGAUGGAGCAACGAGUAUACGGGAUGAAUCCCCCGCCAACACUUCACCACUACCCCCACCCUAUCUCAGGGAACUACACAAGCCUUCAGCACCUCCAACACAGCUCGUCCCCCCUGCCAUCCCCUCUUCCGUCCGUCUACGGGGGAAGCAGUCUGGGCUACCACGGGUCAAACAACAUGUCAGAAUGGGGACUACCCCAUACUACGUCAAUGUCGUCAUCGUGUAGUAAUAUUGCAAAUUCUACAGGACUUUUUUCGAGAGACACUUACAAUUACGGCAGUGCGUGUUCCGGUCAGACUCUAAAUACGUGUACGGACAAUGGCUUACGUGGUGUCGCAGAUUACGGUGCUACGUCAGCGAAUGUCAACGGUAUGACGUCAUACUCCUAUUGUAAUAAUGUGAUGAAUAGUAAUACGUUGGAUGUGAACGGGUCCAUGAAACAACAACUGGCUUUAGGUGCUACAGGGAUCGACACAUCAAAAUCAAAUGGUUCCAGUAGUUCAGACAGUUCAUACCAAUUAGACCUAGCAACGAAACCGCGGAAGGAGCGCACAGCGUUCACGAAAUCACAAAUCAAGGAAUUAGAGAAGGAAUUUGCUAUCCACAACUACCUCACGAGAUUACGGAGAUACGAGAUUGCCGUCGCUUUGGACCUAACUGAACGACAGGUAAAAGUCUGGUUCCAAAACCGUCGCAUGAAGUGGAAACGUGUAAAAGGAGCACAACUUGCUAAGGACAAAGUUACAGGGAAACUUCAACCAAUCGUCACGUCUAGCAACCCACCGGCAUUUCACGAACUGCAAGACCACGACCACGCGGGAGGUGCUUCGUCAUGA